CGAACGUGUGCUGCAAACCGAGCGUUUCGCCAAUUUCGCAUUAUCCACGGUCUGCCAAUAGUUGCGUGCGUCAAAAGAGGCCACAAAUACGGCACCGGUGGCGCAAGCCUGCCGAUGCGUGGUCUCGGAGCCCGUAAAGUUUCGCUCCACAGCCGAACGAAGUUUCUUGAAAGUGAUCAUAUUUUGCUUUGCAAAUCAGUUGAAUUGGUAGUGCUAGUGUGCAAAAAGUGAACCUCAGUGAAAAGAAUAAGGAAAGACAGGCGUUGAGCGGAACACCCGCGUGGCGUAUAGUGAAAACGGCGUGACACGGGAAUCGUCAUCAGGAGUGGUGUGGCGUGCCUGAUCGUGACACGGGGGACUUAUUUUGCUAAGACGAACAACCAACGCUUCCUCGUGUCCCGCACAUAGCGGAAAACGGCCUCAAAAUGAGUUGCCCAAUGCCGGAGAUCGGAUCCUGCAUAUCUCUGAUAUCGAAGGCUGAUAUCCGUUACGAGGGUCUGCUGUUUACCGUCGAUCCGGAGCGCUGCACGAUCGCUCUAGCGCGAGUGAAAUCCUAUGGAACGGAAGAUCGCGAAACGCAGUUCCCGAUAGCGCCGCAAAAUCAAUGCUAUGAUUACAUUCUGUUCCGCGGGACGGACAUUAAGGAUAUUCGGGUGAUCAACAACAACCAAGUACCGAAUGAUCCGGCCAUCAUGCAGAUGCAUUUGCCGCCGCAGCAGCAGCCGCCGCCGCAGAUGGCGAUGCAAAACAAGCUCGGCCAGCCCAGCUACCAGUCGCCGCAGGGCUUCAUGAUGCCGCAGAUGGGUGGCCCCCCGGCUGGACCUCCCGGUGGGCCGAUGGGUGGAGGACCACCCGGUGGACCGAUGGGUGGCCCUCCACCGCCAGGCCACCAGCCGCAGAUGGGUGGCGCAGGUGGCCAACCGUACAAUUCCUUCGCGGGAAUGAACAAUCUCGGAGGAAGUGGAUCGCGUUCGGCAACGCCGAGCAACAGCAUGCUUUCACGCAAGAGCCCUACGGUAGAUAUCGCUGUGCAGACAAACCAACAACAGCAGCAGCAGCAACAACAGCUGCAACAACACCACCAAGGCCAACAGCAGCAGCAGCCGCAACAGCAGAUGAUGCAGCAAAACAAUCGCGAUGCAGGUAACAACCAGCGAAACAAGAACAACCAUCGGGGAAACAACCAGAACAACAACCAGCGCGAAAGACGUGAUUCAGGCAAGCAACAACAACAUCAGCAACAAGGUGGUGACAAUCAGCUCAAGGAUAACUUCAGCAACAAGCCGCGCCAGCAGCAGCACCAUCAACAGCAACAGCAGGGUGCGGGACAGAAUCGUGGCGGAUGGAACAAUAACCGUAACCAUCAAAACCAAAACAACGGUGGCGGUGGUAACAAUCUGCGUGGUCGUCCACGUGGUAAUGUCGGACAACCGCAGCAGCAGCAGGGAGGUGUUGGUGGAGCCGGCCAGCGUGCGAAGAACUUACUGAAGUUCGAAAAUGAUUACGAUUUCGAGCAAGCCAACAACAAGUUUGAAGAACUGCGCUCGCAACUCUCGAAACUUAAGGUGGGCGAAGAAGUGAAACCGGAGCAGAUCACUAGCGAAACGUUGGAUAAGAAGGAUGAUUCGGGUAAUGAAACCGGCGCCGGGGAGCACGAGCAGGAAGACGAGGAAGUGAUCUGCUACGAUAAGGCCAAAUCGUUCUUUGACACCAUCUCGUGUGAGGCUGUCGAGCGUGCCAAGGGCAAGCAGCAGCGUACUGAUUGGCGCCAGGAGCGUAAGCUGAACACCGAAACAUUUGGCGUCGGCUCAACCCGACGUGGAGGAUAUAAUAGACGGGGUGGUUAUUUCAACCGUGGCCCUAAUAACUACCACCGCGGUGGCAACAACUAUCGCGGCGGUAGCAACAACUAUCGAGGCCGCAGUAACAAUCGAAACAACCAGUUGAACGGUGGUGGUAGUAUGUCCCAACAUCGCACGGGAGCAUCGGGUGGUCAGCAGCAGAUCGGUAACCAGAGCUCCAGCGGCAGUACUCAACCGAAUCAGCCAUCGUCAGCGGUCCAAACCAGCCAGGAGCAGCAGCAACCGGCCGUCAUAGAGGUAGCUGCAGGCAAAUAAUGCCACGGAAAUCGGAUCAUAACGGAGAAACUCUUACUUUUAGAAAGCUGACUAUGUUCCGUUCAAACGAUGCUAAGAAAAGGAGUGAUAAGAGGAGAGAAUGAAUCCCCACAGAGAUAUCUCUGAAAUCUCUGAAAAGGGGAAGCCGGGAGAAUUGAGUGUAGAGAGAGUGUGAAGCAGAUUGGCGAGAGUACAGAGAUAAGAAACUACAAGUUAAUGAAACACAUUAUACAACAACACCCCUAUAUGCAUAUAAACCAUACCUAGAGCAACGGUUUGCAACGUAUUCUACACAGAACCCAGCAGAUGGUGCACAGCCACGCGGACAGUUACGUAAGGUAGUCGAAAGAGACACAACAACGCAGUGCGUUCAAGAGCAUCCAUUCCCAUGGCAGACAAAAUGAGGAACAGCAGAAGAAAGGGAUGGAAGUUGCUUUCCUCUUACGUCGCUUAAAGCGGAUGUAGCGCUCAAGACUGCGGGUUAACAACGAAGCAUGCAUCUUCAGACCCACCCGAUUAUAAACGUACGCAAGAGAUAACGCCGCGCUCUCAUUAACAAUCCCUUUGGCACCUUGUGGAGUGGUGACAAAUGUUCGAGCAAAGGACAGCAAGUUCAAUACAUACAGCAGCGGCAGAACACAAAACCAAAUGAAAGGCACGUAAAAGUGACACCGAUCGAAAGCAGCGUCUCUACCACGGGAUUGCACAGCAAAUGACAAGGGGUAUUCUUAUGGGGCGGACGAAAGGAAAGAUACCCCAUUUACUAUAUGACCUGUGUGACCCGGAGGUUGUUGCGACCGUCCUCUGCAAAAGUAUGGCAAAAGUUUUGCACAUUCACGUUGCUGGUUUCUAAUACUAAAUGCUUAGCUGCCGGAGCUACGGAGGAGACCUGAUCACGCUAAAGAAGGAGACACAGAGAGAAAGAGAACGAGAGACCGAAUCGCUGUACUAAUGUCCAAGGAUGCAACAAUUGUUCGAUUAUGUGUAUUAGAAUUUCCCAUAGCCGGACAAAACGUUAUUAAACUACUAAGAAACAGCGUGACAUUAGCGGCUUCGUAGAUGCGUUCACACAACAAGAAGGAAUACGCAGGACUACUGCGAUUUAGCAGGGAUGAUAGUAUUGCGGAUCGAGAUCGAAAAACAACUUCUCCUCCGACCCGAAGCCGAUCUGGAAGUGGUGGAAAGAAGUGUAAAAAACCAAGAAACAAUAUGCUUGUGUAUGCAUGUAAGCUAUACUAAUGUGAACCGGACAGGUCAGGACAGUGUGAGGUAAAAAGAAAGGAGCGAACAAAAACAUAAAAUCUGCAAAAUCGAUAGUCAUAAACGAACCAGCUGCAAACGCCUAGGAUGCAAGACACAGAUGAAAACUAGCUUGCUUGGUUCUAUGGCAAACGGUGGGUCCACCGUAAGAAAGCGUUCGCGAGGCAAGAUACGGAAAGAGAAAGCGGUCGGGCGGCCGUAGUAACAUGCCAAACGGAUGUUUGAGAACCGUCCACGCGUUCUGCAAUGGAAGAACAGAGAAGAGUGUCCAGGAAUCAAUCAGAGAGACAGGCAACUAUGGAAAGACUUAAUGUAAAGUACAUUUGCUUUCAUUUGAGUCUCUUACUAGAGAACAGUGGGCGCGGUUGCCUUGGAGCCAAUCUUUUUCAUCUCAAUGUGCAGGUCAUAGGGACGGAGUGAAUCAGGGCAAAAAAGAAAGGAAUUCCGCACUGUAUGUACUGUUAAGUGAUAAGCUUAACAAUAACCCUCCAAAGGAGUAGAAGGAAGGAUAGGCAUUUCGUUUUUACUUCGCGGGGUGUUGAUGCAUUGGCCCGUUUCGCGGAAGCCACGUAUCAUCAUCACAGCGGUGGUGUGCUGUUGCGCUUCGAAGUGCGCCACACAUUCUCAUUCCUUUACCCAAGUGUGGCGAGACGCACUUUACUACUUUGAAAUUCGAAUGCUGCGCAUCAUCAUCAUUAUCAUUACUGUUUUCUACUUAAAAUUAUUAAUCUUAUCGUUUUCUUUUGAUUUCCUUCCUCAAUUUAUUGUAUUUUUUCCCUUAAAGUUCAUUUUUACGAGACCCUCUAUGCUAUUUUCUUCUCACAUCCAUCCCUCGCCCAUGUCCUUUCGGCAAACAUAUUCUGUGGUGUGAUGUGAUUGUUGUGGGUAGAUUAGGUCCUCGGUUUCUUGUGCAUCACCUUUCGCGCGCUCUCUUUCUCUCUCUAUCAUGCGUAAUAUGCUUCCGGUUUUGAGAUGUACGAAAAGAUCCUUUGCUGUGCGCCUCGUUAUCGCUUUCUCUAUUCCUUAUCACCGGGUUUGUUUGAUAGCAAAUUACACACGUAAAAAUAUUUAUGAGAGAUAAAUUAUUCGAUUGACCUGGCCUAACGCCUAACGUGGUGGUGGUUACAGGUGGGAUUUCAUUUCGAAUUGUACGCUGCCACCGAGCAGUGAAUGUUACAUCAAAGGGUAUAUAAGUAAUCUCGCAUAAACAUUUUCGCUACGUAAGAAAUCUAACGGCGGAAGAGGACCAAAGAUCCGCACCAGGGUAACAGUCAAGGGGAUGCAAUUGGGUGAGCGAGAGCGAGAGCGAGAGCGAGAGAGAGAGAGAGAGAGAGAGAGAGAGAGAGAGAGAGAGAGAGAGAGAGAGAGAGAUUGGGACGUAUAACAGGAAGCAAUUGCUUGUUAGUGCUUAGUUUAUGGUCACGUUAUGCCUAUCCGUGUUCCGCUUAGGUGCAUCAGUGCUGAACCUAACACAUGUUAUGAGUCAGAGAAGCGUAGUACUACAGCAAAUGCGUGUGGCGACUAGAGGACGAAGGCGAAGAUGGAAAGGAGGAUGAGCAUUAAAACUAAGUUUUGGAUUAAUUAUAUGUAAAGUUGCAGAGAAAACAACGGGCACAGAAAGCGCGAGAAGCAAAUAAGCAAAUAUAAAAAAGAACACGAGUAACAAAAACAACAAUGGAGCAGCAUACAUCUCUACCACUUGAUAGCGUUGGCAUGUCGUUCACGUGUGUGUUAUGUGUGGUGCUUUGUGUGGGAAGCUGGAAACACUGGUUUAGUAGAGGGAAAACACGGCCCACGAGAGGCCCAUUCAUGAUAGUAGUGAUGGAAAAUUCCAAAUACAGGAAAGUGCAGCAACAGCCUGUGGUGCGUAAAUUUCUUUCGCUAAAAAAAAUUCCGUUCGGUAUCGGAAUUUCCGUAAAUCUGACUAUAAGAACGAGAGGAAGAAAUAUAAAAUGAGAAUAUCAAAGCGAACACGUAGGAGAGGGACCUUGUCGUAUAAAGGUUAAGUCAUCGUAAAGACGAGGAAAACACUAAAUAACAAACACAUAUAUCCACAAUACACAAACGAGAGACAUCGUAACAAGAUAUGAUAAAAAUAGUAGUAGAUUUUAAAACGAUACGAUAUACGAAGAACAACAGCACAGAGUUGACAAACAGGUGGUGAUUGACAGAGAGAUGACCCGACGAUCAAACUGUAGGACGCGACGCAAAUAGCAGGACGCUAGAAGGUGAGAACCACGAUACUCGGAAAUAUAGAAAGUGAAACACGAAAAGCAAACACAAAAUGUAAAACUUCCUUUGCAUAGCGCUAAGUCGUUUGCAUAAUCCACUCGUGAGCAGGCUGCACCACCACGAGGCAAUGGGUUUGGAACAAAAUUUGCAGGGAAGGACAGAGACAAGGAGGCGACAAAUGAAUUAAUAUAAAAAAUGUAGAUGUUCAAUAUUCUAGACUUAAACAAAAAACACACCACCUUCAUCCCAACAACAAAAGGACCGAAUCGAUUGCAAGAAGGUGUAUGCCAACAGCCUGCACGAGUUAACAGUCAGUUCGCUGUGUGUUGUGUGGUUCCUGUAGUACGGAUUUAAAGCGUACCGGGCAGAGAUAGAGCAAUGGGGAAUUGCUUCAGGCCUCGCUUCAGGAAGAGAAUUAACGCAGGGGAACAUAACGACAUAGACACACGCUUGGUGUUGGUUGCAAGAUAUAUGUAACUAUUUUACGGUAGUUGAGAGAGCGAGAGCGAAAGAGAGAGAGAGAGAGAGAGAGAGAGAGAAAAGAAGGAGAGAUAGAAGGACCCCUCAGAGCGGAUGCAACGGGCAAGGUUGACCGUUAACUGUACCUUACAGGGAGAGUUGGUGUGUGGUGAGGCUUCCGUUGGGAGGCUUGCGAAGGACGACGCAGGAUUGAAGGAACAUGGCACUGGUGGAUCAUUUCUUAUACUUAUAGACAAGACCGGAUGCCAGACACAUGAAGGGGGACAGUGCAAAGAGAUGGAAAAAGCUCUAUGCUCAAAAUGAUAAAAGCAACAGGUGACGGCGCUGUACCAACAGAGUUGUGCAUGGGAAUCGUGUACUGCGUGGUCGUGUACGCCUGCUGGCGUUAUGCAAGAAUUACCCAUUUGAGAGAGGAUCAAAGGUCCGCUGGUAGCGUCAGGAAGUAGCGAAGCGCCCACGGAAAGCAGAAAGUAAAAUCGUUCAUCUUCGUAACAAUUUCUAUAAAACAAAAACAAACCCGUGAUAUAUUGUGGUUGAAAACAGUAAAGAGUCCGUUCCAGUUCCAGUGUGUAAACGUGCGCUCCCACCACACAGGCGUUUAUGGCUGCGGUAGUUUGCCUUGAUGGUCAUGGUCACUUUCCUGCUGCUGCUGCUGUGUCCCACUUGUCAGCUGCAAGUUUCUUGUACGGCGCAUAACUGAAGGUUGUAAGAAUUCUUCUUUUCGAUCAGUAACAAAUCAGCAGAAGAAAAUCACGAAUUGGUUGUCACACGCUUCUAACGAUUCAAAAGAAAUGGCGCAAGUUAGGAGUUUCAUGCGUUCCCUGUGCGGCAGCUGUACUAUACCUCUUCAUUCGCGAGUUGAGUUUUAUGUAAAAUUAGUGCUUUUUUGUUUUCAACGUCAGCAUGUAUGUACCAUUACUUGAGUUUGCAGCACGAAACCAUCGCUGGUUGAUAAGGUUCAAGGGUAGAAACAAAAACAAGUGUCUUAAGGCCUAAGCGUUCGACUUUAUGGUUUGCCUCACGAGCUAUAAUAAUAGGGACAGGAGCAUUCAACAACAAAGCAACGAACCACAGAGGCACACUGAUUUGGGACCGGUUGGUUGCAUCGUCUUGCCAUGGUUAGCCACUUUCACCAGCCCCACGAAGGAGUUAAAAUGCCAAUCCAACCCUCUUUGAGUAUCUCUGUCGUUUGAUUGAAUUUCGUUAAGACACUGUGGUGCAGUGAUAAGAUGGCAGGUGUUUAAAAGAAGUUUUGUAUCGGAACCAAAAACGUGUGUAGAAAACAGUACGUCUAGCCCAUCGCUCCUAACGACUCGACCAAUCACGAAGUGUUCGUUUCGUAGGCCAAAUGAUUUGAGAUCAAAUCUCCAGAGAACUGCCGAAGGGGUUCGGGCGCACUUUCUUCUAGUCUUUGCUAGUGCGAGUGCUUGUUUUCCGAAGUAUGUUCGAAAGUCGUUGCGAUCGCAUAUGGUGCAUGGGGCGAGCGAAACGGUAGGAAACAGCAGAAGGUAACUAAAAUCUUGCCCAUAAACUAAACACUAAUUUAAACUAUGCGAACGUCAGGUGCGUGCAAAUCGAGAAACACGAGUUUGUACCAGAAGCUUACACGACGAGCGACAAGUAACAAGCGAAGGUGUAGGGACGCUCUAACAUAUAUAGUACAAGGGCAAGAACUAAGAUGUUGGAAGCGCCCGGGGUGAAAGGGCAGCUGUAGAGUGAGACGACCAGGAUCUCCCCAGCACAACAACGAAAGGGAAGAAAGCGCAGCAGAGGGCGGUAGCUAAACCAUCAUUGCAAUCACUAAGGGUGCAGGAAAAGGAUAAAUCUAUCAAAAUGCGCAUGAGAGUGUAUGAAAAACAAAACUGUGGAAAAAAUAAAACAAACAAAACGGAUAAAUACCGAAUGGAG
Messenger RNA from Anopheles bellator, 7997 nucleotides. RefSeq names its product protein LSM14 homolog B (gene tral). Lineage: Eukaryota; Metazoa; Arthropoda; Insecta; Diptera; Culicidae. The record is from RefSeq and is a predicted model, not a curated record. Bases 426 to 2117 code for a protein of 563 amino acids. Gene Ontology annotation, biological process: P-body assembly; cytoplasmic stress granule assembly. The transcript is spliced from 9 exons. Gene Ontology annotation, molecular function: mRNA binding. Gene Ontology annotation, cellular component: P-body.